Messenger RNA from Diachasmimorpha longicaudata, 12996 nucleotides. It is a transcript of the gene kl-3, whose product is annotated as dynein axonemal heavy chain 8. Gene Ontology annotation, cellular component: axonemal dynein complex. Bases 1 to 12819 code for a protein of 4272 amino acids. The transcript is spliced from 50 exons. The record is from RefSeq and is a predicted model, not a curated record. Gene Ontology annotation, biological process: microtubule-based movement. NCBI's taxonomy places the organism in Eukaryota, Metazoa, Arthropoda, Insecta, Hymenoptera, Braconidae. Gene Ontology annotation, molecular function: ATP hydrolysis activity; ATP binding; dynein light intermediate chain binding.
AUGACAAGACUGAUGACUCUAUUGGUUGUGGCUGAUUCAAACCUCGUGAAGAAAUGGAAGAAACUGGAAGACGACGUCGUCAAUAUGGAGAUAUUAGCUCGAGACAAUAUAAUGUACCUGCAGUCGCUAGAAAAAUUUACGGAGCCACUCUAUCGUCUUAAACCGACAGAAAUUGGAGAGUAUUUACCAGGAUUAAUGUAUGCCCUUCGAAUGAUACAUUCAACAUCAAGAUUUUUCAAUAGCCAGCGAUUGUUAACAGCUAUAUUCGUCAAGAUCACGAAUCAAAUGAUACUCUCAUGCAAAGCCUACUUGACAGAAAAUGGAAGGCUGGACAUCUGGAGGGAUUCCAAGAGUCGAUUGAUAUCUCGUAUGAAGGACUGCAUCAAUCUCUAUGAUCAAUAUUACAAUAUUUGUAAAAAUGAAAUGGAGAAGACUGUGAACGAACUGGACGAGCGAUUGCCCUUCAAAAUAUCGCGAAUUUCUGUGUUUGGGAAGUUCGAUACUUUCAAACAACGUUUGGACAAAUUGAUCGAUGUUCUCGAGAUAAAUCUAUCCCACUCGAUUCUGCACAGCUCAACGAUCGAGGGAAUCGACGUAUUUGCAAAGAAAUUUUCAGUUAUUUUUCAAAAAUUGGUGUCUCAGAAAUAUGAUUAUCUGAACCAUAGAAAACUUGAUUUUAAUAUCGAUUAUGAGGAAUUUAAGAAGAGUAUUUCGGAAGCACAGGAAGAUCUCAGAAUUUUCACCUCGAAAAUCCUAUCCCUGGCCCCUAAUAUUGACGACGCCCUCGUAAUAGUCCUCAGAUUCCAAAAAUUAAAUCUCGAUUGCCUGUGGAUUGACUCACAAUACCUGAAGCUAGUGCCAAUGUACGAAUCGAAGAUCGAAUCGAUAAGAGACAUCUACAACGAGGAUCGAUCAUCUCCUGCGAUAGCCAGAAAUAUUCCCCCAGUGGGGGGUAGAAUUUUGUGGAUCCAACAACUGACCAGAUCCCUGGAAAAGCCAAUGGAAUUAUUUCGACUCCGUCGAAAAGUGAUAACAGACGACCACAUGCAAAGAUGCAUCAAAAUUUACAACGCACUCAUCAACGUAUUCACCCACUACGAAAUGAUCUACCACAAAGCCUGGUACAAUUCCGCGGCCAUUGUCCGUCUGGCACUGACCUCACCCCUACUACUGAAACACCCGAGAACUAAUCGAUACAUCGUUAAUUUCGAUCUGUACAUACAUCGAGUGUUCCGCGAGGCUGAGUACCUAUCGAGACUGAAUUUUGAGGUGCCUCCAUUCAUUCAGAUGACGAAUUUCUGCAAAGACAGGAUUGUCUUGUCCUUCGAAACUAUCAAGCAGUUGGUGGAGGAGAAUGACAGAGUGCGAGAAUCAGUACCUGAUCUAUUUUUGAACCUGAUGAAACCGGCAUUUGCUAGACUUCAAGGGGCCUUCCAGCCCUGUUUGUCGAUCGUCGUAUGGAAUUCCCUGGGAAUUUCACAGGUGUGCCAAAGUAUUCAAGAAGUCCUCCGGGACGUCGAGAUUUUCGUGAAGGAGAUCAGCGACAUAAAGGAAGCUCGAGUCGAUGAGAUAUUCCAGAGAAUUUCCGAAACAUCGAUUAUAAAAUUGGAUGAUCACGCCCUGAGUCCCGAACAAUUUGUCGUCGACAACGUGAAUUUUGGAAGCGCCGCGGGGAUCGACCUGGAGCUAAAAUCCGUGGCUGCUGAAAAAGCUGUGAUAACGAUAAUUAAUAAGUGCUUAGGGUUGAUUGCUUCGUCAGAGGUGCAGGAAGACCUGUACGAUUGGGUUAAUCCUGAGAGGAUGUCCAAGCUUGUGGGCCCCGAAAUGGGGCAUGGAGAGUGUGUGGAAGCAAAAUUCGCUGAUGUCGAUGUAUCUGCGCCAAUUAAUAUCGGUCGUAUCCACAAUGAUUCUAUGGACGUUUUUACUCAUUUUAACAAUAAACUCGUGGAGGCCUUAGUUAAGUGCACGAAGACAUCAUUGGAAAUGCUGAAGAAACGCGUUGGGACAUCAAGCAUCACUCUGAGAGACACCAGUCGUAGCUAUGAGGAAGUCCCCCUGCUCCGCACCCACUUUGUUCUGCAAAUACCUACGAUCACGAUAUCCCCCAGCAUUGAAAAAUUGCAAAGUUCAUUCAGUGAAAUGGUUAAAAAUCUACUCAUGAUACAUAUGGGGGUGAAGCAGUGGGGCCAGAGGGGGUCUCAUCGGGCCGAAAAGAGAGAUACACUCGGGACAGAGUUACUUGAUGAAGAAGACACGAAAGAAAUGAAAACCUAUUAUCAAACGAUAUCGGAUCACAAAGACAUCGUGCGGAGUACCAUAGCCCUUCAGGGAAUAGUCUCAAUGUUGAAAGGAGAUAUUAUAUUCAUCGCGAAUGACUACGUAAAGACCUAUUCAUACCUCUGGGGAGAGAAUAGGAACAGCGAGACAAGAUCUUUCGUCGAGAGUGAACCCAUCACCGAGGAGAUAAAAGAGGAAUUCCUAAAAUAUGAUGCACUGCACGAGGAAAUAAUAAAUCUGCCCCAACGUCACGUUAUUGGUUGUAUUGAAAUAGAUAUGGAGAAUUUGAAAGGAGCUUUACAAGUCGAAGUUGACUCAUGGAAAAGUGUAUUCAGUUCCAUAUUGAAUGACGCUUACAAACAGAAAGUAAGUAAAUUUAUAAAUUUUAUGAAGGAUACGACUGAAAUACUCGAGAGGAAGAUCAAUGAUCUGGAGGACGUCAGAAUAGCGAUGAAGUGUCUCAACGAAAUAAGAGAGAACUUCAUAGUCCUGGACAUAACUCUUGUCAACAUCGAAGAAACGUACGCAAUAAUGGCGAAUUUUAAUGUUCCUAUUGCCAAAGAGGAUCAAGACGCGGUUGACGGGCUUCGCUAUUCCUUCAACAACAUGCAGCAGAUGGCGAAAUCCGUCCAAACAAUGAUUUGCCAAAUGCAGGAGCCCCUGAAGCAACAGCUCAUGGAUGGAGUUCAGGUCAUGAAAGCCAAUGUUGAACAGUUUGACUACAAUUUUGAAGUUAAUGGGCCUAUGGUUGAAGGAAUACCAGCGAAGGAAGCUAGUGAACGGCUAAUCCUUGCACAAGCACGUUUUGACGAGCUAUGGGAGCGAUAUGAAACGUACAGUUCUGGUGAGGCACUUUUUGGAAUUGAAAUAACUCAGUAUCCAGCGCUCGAGAAUCGCAAGAAGGAAUUGAAUUUGUUGCAAAAGUUGUAUGGUCUGUAUCUCCAAGUGAUGCGAUCAAUCGACGGUUACUUUGAAAUUCAGUGGAGAGGAAUUGAUCUGGAGAACAUUGCAAAUGAACUUGUGGAGUUCCAGAAUAAAUGCCGAAAAUUACCCCGAGCUAUGUAUGAGUGGCCUGCUUACAUCGAUUUAAAACAAAAAAUCGACGAUUUCAACGAAAUUUGUCCACUGUUAACAUUAAUGGCGAACAAAGCGAUGAAAACUCAUCAUUGGGAUCGACUUUCCAAACUGUGUAAUCAUUUUUUCGACGUCGAGUCUGAAAGCUUCACCCUGGCUCAUGUAAUAGAAGCCCCAUUGCUCCAAUACAAAGAGGACAUUGAGGACAUUUGCAUAAGUGCUGUCAAGGAAAAAGACAUUGACAGUAAAUUGAGACAAGUCAUUGCCGACUGGGCUAUUGUCGAUUUACACUUUGCUAAUUUUAAACAACGGGGUGAACUUCUACUCAAGGGGACUGAAACUGGGCAAAUCAUAUCGCAGUUAGAAGACAGCCUGAUGAUUAUUAGUUCGCUGUUGGCCAAUCGCUACAAUGCCCUGUAUAAAAAAGAAAUUCAGUCGUGGCAGGACAAACUCAGCAAUACGGCUGAAAUACUAGCAAAAUGGCUGAUGGUUCAAAAUUUAUGGGCUUACCUUGAGGCUGUAUUUAUUGGAGGUGACAUUGCAAAACAACUUCCGGGUGAAGCGAAGCGAUUCAGCAUUAUCGAUAAAGCGUGGGUGAAAUUAAUGCACCGGGCACGAGACAAAUUGAAUGCUGUGGACACUUGUACAUCUGAUGAGACGAUGAGCCAGCUCUUGCCACAUCUCCUGGACCAGCUUGAGUCGUGCCAAAAAUCCUUGAGUGGCUACUUGGAGACGAAACGCGUCGCCUUCCCCAGGUUUUACUUCGUGUCAGAUCCUAACUUACUGGAGAUUCUGGGCCAGGCAGCGGACUGCCACAGCAUCCAGCAUUAUCUAGACGAAUUCUUCGACAACGUUGCCAAGGUCGACUUUUCAGAAGCAGAGACCGAUAAGAUAAUCGCCAUCUACUCACACGAAAAUGAAAAAGUUGUUCUUGAUAGAGAAGUGGCGUGUGUUGGUGGGGUGGAAAUUUGGUUGAAUGCUCUUCUAAAAAUGCAUCAGCAGUCUGUGGGGAGUGUCAUAUCACAAGGAUUACAAUUAUUGGAUACUCCUGAGAACGAUGUUUUCGCACUGAUAGACGAUGCGAUUCUCCAGACGGGGCUGUUAGCCAUUCAAACAUUAUGGACUCGUGACUCAGAGGUUGCGAUUCUAACGGCAAAGCGUGAUAGAACCAUAAUGAAAAAAACAAAUCAAUGGUUUUUGGAUUUGCUUAAUGGUUUAAUUGAAAUAACCGUGAAAGAUCUGACAAAAUAUGCAAGAGCGAAGUACGAGGCGCUCAUAACGAUCCAUGUGCACCAGAGAGAUAUCUUUGAUGACCUCUGCAAACAAAAGAUCCGAAGUAUCGAAGAUUUCGAGUGGUUGAAACAAGCUAGAUUUUAUUACGAUGAGCAGACAGAAGCUGUACUCAUCAAGAUCACAAAUAUCGACUUCAUUUAUCAAAAUGAGUUUUUGGGGUGUACGGAUCGUCUGGCUGUUACACCAUUGACGGACAGAUGUUAUAUAACUCUGGCUCAGGCAAUUGGAAUGAAUUUUGGAGGAGCUCCAGCCGGACCCGCGGGAACCGGUAAAACUGAGACGACGAAGGACAUGGGCAAGUGUCUUGGGAAGUAUGUCGUCGUGUUCAAUUGUUCAGAUCAAAUGGACUUCCGGGGCUUGGGUCGAAUAUUCAAGGGCUUGGCCCAAGCUGGAGCAUGGGGGUGCUUUGAUGAGUUCAAUCGCAUUGAUUUGCCGGUAUUAUCAGUCGCAGCGCAACAAAUAGCCAUUGUAUUGACUGCUCGGAAAGAGAGGAAAGCGACUUUCGUGUUUAGUGAUGGACAGACGUACCCAAUCGACAUGGAAUUCGGUUUAUUCAUCACGAUGAAUCCGGGAUAUGCCGGGCGCCAGGAGUUGCCAGAGAAUUUGAAAAUUCAAUUCCGAAGUAUAGCCAUGAUGGUACCAGACAGGCAGAUUAUCAUGAGAGUCAAACUGGCGGCAUGCGGAUUCAAGGAAAAUAUAUUGUUAGCAAGAAAAUUUUUUACUCUGUACAAAUUAUGCGAGGAACAAUUAAGCAAGCAAGUGCAUUACGAUUUUGGAUUGAGAAAUAUUUUGUCCUGUCUGCGAACUCUUGGAGCUCAGAAAAGAGCACAUCCAGAAGAAUCCGAGGAGACGACGCUCAUGAGGGUUCUUCGCGACAUGAAUUUAUCAAAAUUGGUCGACGAAGAUGAACCCCUGUUCCUGUCCCUCAUCGAGGAUAUGUUCCCAGGAAUGAAACUGUCAAGUCAAAUGUCCAAAGACUUGCAAAAGGGAAUCUCAAACGCUGUAGAAGCACUCGGCAUAAUUAAUCAUCCCGAAUGGAAUUUAAAAGUUGUUCAGUUGUACGAAACGUCUCUUGUUCGUCAUGGACUAAUGAUCCUGGGACCGACUGGCUCCGGAAAGACUUGUUGCAUGUGGUCACUCCUGAAGGCCAUGACGGAGAUGGGUAUGCCGCACAAGGAAGUACGCAUGAAUCCAAAAGCAAUAACAGCCCCUCAAAUGUUUGGAAGAUUGGACGUUGCGACAAAUGAUUGGACGGACGGAAUUUUUUCAACACUUUGGAGGAGAUCGACACAGAUGAAACAGGGAAAUCACUUGUGGAUUGUUCUUGAUGGUCCUGUGGACGCUGUCUGGAUUGAAAAUCUUAACUCCGUGCUCGACGAUAAUAAAACGUUGACUCUGGCUAACGGCGAUCGUAUUGUGAUGUCACCCAGCAGCAAAUUGGUUUUUGAGCCUGAUAAUGUUGAUAAUGCGUCGCCAGCGACAGUGUCACGCAUGGGCAUGGUGUUCGUCAGUGCUUCAGUCCUGAAGUGGCCGCAGAUAUUGGAGGGCUGGUUGAAGACCCGAUCGGAAAAUGAAAAAAAUUUAUUUCGCGGUAUAUUUCAUAAAAUAUACGGCGAGGCCUAUGAUUAUCUGCGAACGAAGCUCGAAGUGAAGAUGCUGUUACCGGAGGUCGUUUACAUCCGACAGUGCAGGGAUCUGCUGGUUGGUUUACUUCAGCAUGAUGAAUCACAUACAUUCACAGAUCGACAUUUGGAACGAUUUUUUUUAUUUUCGAUGAUGUGGAGCCUUGGGGCCGUUCUGGAGCUCGAUGGCAGAGCCAGACUACAAGAAUUUCUUAUCAGCCAUCCGUCGAAGUGCGAUUGGCCGAUAUUACGAGAAGACGACACAAUCUUUGAAUAUCUCAUCGCAAAAAAUGGAAAUUGGAUUCACUGGAGUAAAAUGGUUCCCAUUUUCAAUUAUCCAUCUGAUAAUGUGCUGGAUUAUCACAAAAUUCUGGUCCCCAAUAUCGAUAAUACAAGAACCAUGUUCCUGAUCAACCUGAUUGCCCAGCAACAGAAGGCGGUUCUUCUAAUUGGGGAACAAGGUACUGCUAAAACCGUGAUGUUGAAGUCUUUCAUGUCGCAUUACAAUUCUGAAAUACAUUUGAAGAAAUCCUUCAAUUUUUCAUCUGCAUCAACACCAAAUAUGGUCCAAAGAGUAAUCGAGAGUUACGUAGACAAACGGGUCGGCACAACGUACGGUCCUCCUGGUGGUAGAAGGAUGACUGUUUUCAUCGACGAUAUUAAUAUGCCAGAAAUCAAUGAAUGGGGCGACCAGAUCACUAACGAGUUAAUUAGACAGUUGAUGGAGUGUAAAGGGUUUUAUUCGUUAGAUAAGCCUGGAGAUUUUAAUACAAUCCAAGACAUGCAGUUCUUAGCAGCCAUGAUUCAUCCCGGUGGUGGAAGAAACGACAUUCCACCGCGUUUGAAACGUCAAUUCAAUAUUUUCAACUGCACCCUACCAUCUGCUAAAUCUAUGGACACUAUAUUUGGAUCAAUUGGUGAAGGAUAUUUCUGCGAAAGUCGUUUCUCCCCGGAAAUCGUUGAUUUCCUGCCGAAACUCGUCCCCCUGACAAGAACUGUCUGGCAACAAACUAAAGCCAAAUUGUUGCCCACUCCCUCCAAGUUCCAUUAUGUAUUCAAUUUGCGUGAUUUGUCUCGGAUAUGGGAGGGAAUAUUACGGAUUGAAAGUGCCGAGUGUAUCUCACAAAACGUUCUCUUGAAUCUCUGGGAUCAUGAAUGUACUCGGGUCAUUGCUGAUAGAUUUACUGUUGCGACGGAUAAAGAAUGGUUCAAAAAUACAAUGAAGAGCACGACCAAAAUACUUCUGAGGGAGGACAGUAAAUAUUAUGAUGGCAUCGAAACGUACUUCGCUAAUUUUUUGCGCGAAGCUCCAGAACCGACGGGAUUGGAACCGGAAGAUUUUGUCAUAGAAGAGCCGAAAAUUUAUGAACCUAUUCAAGGAUACGAAUUCGUAAUUUCAAAAGUGUACGAAAAGAUGGAACAGUUCAAUGAAUGCAUUCGUGGAAUCAAGCUCGACCUGGUUUUCUUCCACGACGCGUUAGUCCAUCUUCUGAGAAUCUCAAGAAUACUUGGGAUGCCACGAGGUAAUGCUCUGCUCGUCGGUGUAGGAGGUUCUGGAAAGCAAAGCUUGACACGUCUAGCAUCAUUCAUCGCUGGAUAUGAUUUCUUCCAAAUCGUGCUAUCGAGGACCUACAAUAUCAGUAGCUUAUUGGAAGACCUGAAGAAAUUGUAUUCCAAAGCUGUAACUGGAAAAUCUGGAAUAACUUUCAUAUUCAGCGAUAACGAAAUCAAAGAAGAAUCGUUUUUGGAGUACUUGAACAAUGUUCUAAGCGUUGGAGAAAUAGCGAAUCUCUUUCCUAAAGGAGAGCUAGAUGAAAUAUUACUUAGUCUGAUACCAUCUAUGAGAGCCAACGACCCAAAGACACCACCAACUCAGGACAAUCUCUACGAUUAUUUUAUUUCACAAGCACGAAAUAAUUUACAUGUCGCCUUGUGCUUUUCUCCAGUUGGUGGAAAAUUUCGUUCCAGAGCACUAAAAUUUCCCGGCUUGAUAUCCGGUUGUACCAUAAAUUGGUUUACCAAGUGGCCAAUGGAUGCUCUGUGCGCAGUUAGCAAACACUUUUUGGGAAAUUAUCAAUUUGUCACGACACAGGAGAUAAAAAAUGGACUCAUUGAAGUGAUGGCUGACAUUCACGAUGAUGUCAGGAAUGUUUGCGUUGAGUACUAUGAGCGCUUUCGUCGACAAACAUACGUGACAGCUAAAUCUUUUCUAUCGUUUCUCGAUGGCUACAAGGCCAUCUACAGACAACGAUUGGAUAACAUCAAUAUGCUGUCAUCAAGAAUGACCAAUGGCCUUCACAAACUCAUUGAUGCGGCAGAACAGGUUGAUGGUCUACGUAAAGUGUUGGAGAGAAAUCAAGAGGACAUUGCAGUCAAGAACGUACAAGUGGAGGCGAUACUCGAACGAGUGGACGAGAAGAAGCGAGAAGCCGAGGCGGUCAAAGCUGAUGUCCAGAAGUCUAAGGACGAAGCUGAGACACUUUUGAAAUUCAUAUCGAAGGACAAAGCAAACGCAGAAGAGCAACUAAAAGUCGCUGAACCGGCUCUUCUGGCUGCAGAAGCAGCUCUUCUAACAAUCAAAGGUGCGGAUAUUUCAACAAUUCGUAAACUCGGAAAGCCGCCGUAUCUCAUCACUCUUAUCAUGGACUGCGUCCUCAUUCUUUUCGGACGAAAAUUGAAUUCCGUGAAAGCAGAUUAUGAUCGACAGUUUUUAAUGCCCUCGUGGACAGAGUCGUUGAAAUUCAUGGCAGAUACGAGAUUUCUGUAUCAUCUUCAGAAUUUUCCUAAGGACAACAUCAACGCCGAGACUGUUGAUCUCAUGCGACCUUAUGCGCAGUAUGAAUUGUAUAAUUAUGAAGCUGCUAAGCAAGCGUGUGGUAAUGUUGCUGGAUUGUUGCAGUGGACACUUGCGAUGGCAGCGUUUUAUGAAAUUAAUAAGGAUGUCCUGCCACUGAAGGCUAACCUAGCCGUUCAACAAAGUAAAUACGAUAAGGCAAAUCAUAAUUUACGAGAGGCUGAGGCAAUUCUGAAGCAAAAGGAUGAAGACUUGCGAGUCGUUCAAAGUGAAUAUGAUGGUGUGAUGGCAGAACGUCAGGAAAUAGUUAAUCUCGCUGAUGCUUGCCAAGCAAAAAUGGAUACCGCCAGUGCUCUGAUCGAUGGUCUAUCUGGUGAGCGAAUUCGUUGGACCAAUCAACUGGCCAUAUUUCGAUCUGAAAUAGAGCGUCUCGUGGGUGACGCCGUCAUUUUAACAGCUUUUCUAUUUUACUCUGGACCGUUCAACCAAGAAUUUCGAUCACUUCUCCAGAAACACUGGUUUGAUUUCAUUCAGGGAAGGAAAAUACCCUUUUCCGUUGAUGUUAAUAUUCCUGAUGCGCUAUCGGACGUAGCGACGAUUAGCGAAUGGAAUCUUCAAGGUCUUCCCAACGAUGAAUUAUCGACUCAGAACGCUAUCAUUGUAACAAAAGCCUCAAGAUAUCCACUUUUGAUUGAUCCUCAACUGCAGGGAAAAGCGUGGAUUAAAAAUAAAGAGAGUCAGUUCGGAUUGCAGAUUACUAGCCUGAGCCACAAGUAUUUUCGCAAUCAUUUGGAGGACUCCGUCUCCAUCGGAAAUCCUCUGUUGAUUGAAGAUGUCAUGGAGGAGCUGGAUCCAAUUCUCGAUAAUCUACUAGAUAAAAAUUUCUUGAAAAUCGGUACAUCCCUGAAGGUGAUACUAGGUGAUAAAGAGGUCGAUGUGAAUAAAGACUUUCGUCUCUAUAUCACAACGAAAUUUCCUAAUCCGUCUUAUACACCUGAGAUAUUCGCUCGGACUUCAAUGAUAGAUUUUUCCGUUACGAUGAAAGGUCUUGAGGAUCAGCUUCUCAGUCGAGUUAUAUUAGCUGAAAAACGAGAAUUGGAAACCGGUAGAACGAAACUGGUAACAGAUAUCACGGUGAACAAGAGAAAAAUACAAGAGCUAGAGGCGAAUCUAUUGCAUAAAUUAACAACUGUUCAGGGAUCCCUUCUCGAUGAUGUCGAGCUCAUGGCAGUUCUCAGCACCACCCAGAAAACAGCUGCUGAAGUAACUAUGAAGCUGAACCAAGCACGAGACACCGAAAUCAAAGUCAAUAUUGCAAGGGAAGAAUUUCGAAGUGUCGCAACACGAGGCAGUGUUCUUUAUUUCUUGAUUUGUGAUAUGUCAAAGGUGAAUUGUAUGUAUCAAACGUCACUAGUGCAGUUCCUGGAGCGUUUUGAUUUAUCGUUGAUAAGAUCCGAAAAAAGUCCGGUGAUUGCGAGAAGAAUAAACUCAAUAAUCGAAGAACUGACUCUCGAAAUAUACAGAUACACAGCUCGUGGACUGUAUGAAAAUCACAAAUUCAUGUUUCUUCUGCUGAUGACUCUGAAGAUCGAUCUUCAACGGCGAUCGAUCAGCCACGAAGAAUUUGAAUACUUCAUCAAAGGCGGUGCAGGUCUAGAUCUCAGUGUUGUCAGACCUAAACAGUGCAAAUGGAUAACGGAUAAGACUUGGCUGAAUCUGGCAGCACUCGCCUCUCUGCGUCAAUUCCAAUACAUUCUGUCGCUCAUCGAAGCGUCUGAGAAACUCUGGAAAAAUUGGUAUGACAAGGAAGCACCUGAGGAGGAAAUUAUACCCGAUGGUUUCAAUAAUUUGGAUUCAUUUCGUCGCUUGCUAUUUAUAAGAGCCUGGUGCAUGGACCGAACUUUAUCGCAAGCCCGCAAAUAUAUAAUUGACUCUCUUGGACCCAAUUAUGCUGAUCCUGUAAUAACAAUUCUAGACUCCAUGUACACUGAAUCACGCCCAACAACACCUAUGAUUUGUUUCCUAAGUAUGGGCACUGACCCAACACCGACUAUUGUACAGCUAGCGAAAAAAAUGGAAAUACCCUGCAAAUCAAUUUCAAUGGGACAGAGCCAGGAAGUUCAUGCUAGAAAAUUAAUGAGCACAGCUGAGACUGAAGGUUUUUGGGUCUUGUGCCAGAAUUGUCACCUCAGUAUUGAUUACAUGAACGAGUUAGUGAUUUUUAUUCAGGAAAAUCAACCGUCACAUCCCAACUUUCGUAUCUGGAUGACCACAGAACCGCGUUUACUCUUUCCAAUAUCUCUUCUGCAAAUGUCGAUUAAGUUCACGUAUGAGCCCCCACAAGGUGUACGUGCCGGAUUACUCGCUACAUACAGUAACAUGAAUCAAGAAAUGCUGGAUCAGUGUGAUGCUCGACAAUAUAUUCCUCUAGUCUACGCAAUUUCAUUUUUACAUACUGUCGUGCAAGAGAGACGUAAAUUUGGACCGCUGGGAUGGAAUAUUCCCUAUGAAUUCAAUUCCACGGACUGGCUCGCAACCUGUAUGUUCAUUAAUACUCACUUGAACUACUCUGAUCCGAAGCGAGGAAUCGGUUGGCAAACUAUUCGAUAUAUGAUCGGUGAAGUCCAAUAUGGUGGCAGAGUAACUGAUGAUUACGAUAAACGUUUACUAAAUACUUUUACGAAAGUUUGGUUCGCCGAUUCACUUUUCAACGAAGAUUUUGUUUUUUAUAAGGGCUAUACUGUUAUCAAUUUCAAAAACGUCACUGAAUAUUUGACCGCUAUUGAUUCGAUGCCUGCUGUUGAUCCACCGCAGAUUUACGGACUUCAUCGAAACGCUGAUAUCACUUAUCAGAGCCGAAUCAUUCAAGACGUCCUGGAUACCGUAAUUUCAAUUCAGCCGAAAGGAUCGACCGGAACAGUCGGCGAGACGCGAGAGGGAAAUGUAUUGAAACAGGCGAAGGAAAUGCUGGACAAAUUACCCCUCCCUUUCGAUCCCUUUUACAUUAAAGCUAGACUUCAGGCCAUGGGCAUCACUGAAUCGAUGACUAUAUUUCUUAAACAGGAAGUGGAUCGUAUGCAAAUUUUGUUGAAAAUUGUGCGACUGACGCUGCAAAAUCUACUUCUAGCGAUUGAAGGUGUCAUCAUUAUGAAUGAGGAUUUGCGUGAUACCCUUGAUAAUAUAUACGAUGCCAGGAUUCCCAGAAUAUGGCGUUCACGCUCCUGGGAUUCGUCGACCCUUGGAUUUUGGGUGACAGAAUUAUUGGAGCGUAAUCAACAGUUCUCGAAGUGGAUAACCAUCAGUCGACCGGAUUCAUUCUGGAUGACUGGAUUUUUUAAUCCUCAAGGAUUUUUAACUGCCAUGCGGCAAGAAGUAACGCGUGCACACAAGGGAUGGGCACUCGAUACUGUUACCCUCUACAAUGAAGUGACAAGACACAUGUUCGAGGAGAUCAAGAGUCCACCGAACGAGGGGGUUUACGUGCACGGACUUUUUCUGGAGGGAGGUGGCUGGGACCGACGUAAUAAUCGCCUGAGAGAAUCACUGAAUAAAAUCCUUCACGUUGAAAUGCCAGUAAUUCACAUCACCGCAGUGAGCGGCAAAGCAGCAAAAGAAGUGAAAUUAUUAUACGAGUGUCCUGUGUACAAGAAACCGAUGAGGACGUAUGUCACCUUCAUUGUGUCUCUGAUGCUACAGACUAACAGACCUCCGGAAUUUUGGAUCAUUCGAGGGGUUGCAUUACUCUGCGACAAUAAGUGAUUGUUGGAGUCAUUAGGACGUCGUUUAAUAACAUUAAACGGGAUCUGUGGAGUAUUUUGCAAAAAUUUCGCGCUUGAAGGAGUCAAAUUGUUUUCUAUUGAAUAUAUUCUGUCGCUCUCUCCAGCCGGGACGAUUUUUUCUUGAUUGCAAACCCCAAUGUACUGUAAACACCGGUGA